CCUGAGGACUUAAUACGAGAAAAUGAAGAGACGAACAAAAAUAACAAAGGUAUUCCUUCUUCUCUGGAUUUUCUGGUUGCUCCUUUUUGUUAUCGACGGAGAUGACCUACGACGGCGGCUUCAACAGUACAGAUACCAAGAUUUUUGAGACUCAUGGAUGACGGAAUACUGCCGGAGAAUGCUAAACGACGAGGAAAACGAUGCGCCGGGGAAAUGCCGAGAACGGCGGCGCCGGAGAAUCGAGAGGAGGCGUUCGGCAGUGAUGAGUCAAGGAAAUCGACCAGACUCGAAGCGGUUACGAUUCAGUGAACCGGCGGCGACUUCUUCAUCAAGCGAAGACUUAGAGUCCACGGGCGAGGCUCCGAUUAGAGAACCAGUGUUCGGGACGAUGUCUAUAUCGGGGAGGUCUCGUCACAUGGAGGACGCUAUAUCCGUAAGAACAAUGCUUUGCCGGCCGGACAGUUGCCGGCGCGAACCAGUUCACUUUUUCUCCGUUUACGAUGGCCACGGUGGACCUCACGUGGCGGAGCUUUGUAGGGAGAUGAUGCACGUGUUUUUGGUGGAGGAGUUGAAUCGUUUGGAAGGUACGCACGGGGGCCCUGCUGGUGAAGAAGGCAGCGUGAGUUGCAGCGCCAAAGAGGGCGAAGAGAACGAGAAUGUUACUGAGAUGGAAGAAGAGUACUUGUGGAGGAAAGUCAUGGAGAAGAGCUUCGAGAAAAUGGACAAGGCAGCUAUAAAAGCGUACCCGUGCAGUGGCGUGGGUCUCCGGUGCGGUUCCACCGCCGUGGUAGCGGUUCUCACGCCCGAUCACAUUGUGGUCGCCAACUGUGGUGACUCACGAGCCGUCCUCUGCCGCGGCGGGGGCCGCGCUAUACCACUCUCCCAUGAUCACAAGCCAGAUAGAUCAGAUGAACGGGCAAGGAUUGAAGGUGCUGGUGGACGGGUCAUAUAUGUGAACGGGGCUCGAGUGGAAGGCAUUCUUGCAAUGUCCCGAGCAAUAGGGGAUCAGUAUUUAAAGCCAAUAGUAACAUCAGAGCCAGAGGUCACUUUCACGAAAAGAGAAGCCGAGGAUGAAUGCUUAAUUAUAGCAAGCGAUGGCUUGUGGGACGUUCUGUCAAGUGAGUUGGCUUGCGAGGUAGCUCGUGAGUGUCUUCGUGAAGGAGCAUUAGCAGUGAGAAGCACAUCUACCAUGGAUUCCAAAACUAGUACUACCACUACUACUGGUCCUCAGAGCGAAGAUGUAACAGGUAAUGGAGGGCCCGUGUGUAUCACACGGGGUUCAUUUACGAGGUUGCAGCCCACCAACUUCUGAGGAGACAUGCUCCUAACAGUGUCAAAGAGUGGCUGCAUGUUUUCCCAUGGCCAGGCGGCGCAAUGGGACAUAAUGUUUGUCGCAUGUACGGGCUCGACACCACGAUUUGUAAGACAACAUCUUUGUCAGACAAUUACCUAUGGGCGAGGGUCUCUGCGCAUGACACCUAGUGCUACCAUCAAGACUCUGAGAGGUCUUCUCGCAAACCUGGAGGAUUCACAUGGAGGAAACUCAAGCUAACAUAUCCAAGGUUCUCAGGGUGUGGCUCGGUGGAGAACAGCCUUCCCCCGAGGAGUCCUCCAAAGACGUGGGGCAACCUAUCUUUCGAGUAGGCAAUGAGCUCAAUAGAGAUUACUAAACCAUCUCGGAGAACCUAGCUACUCUAAGAGACUGCCAUGUGUUACUUGGGUGAAAACAUGGACAACAAAGCUAUUUAAAAAAACAUUACAUGUUACAAUUAAUACAUUAUAGUACAAUAUUCAUCCGAGAUCUCCACAA
Molecule: messenger RNA, 1810 nt
Organism: Humulus lupulus (European hop)
Lineage: Eukaryota; Viridiplantae; Streptophyta; Magnoliopsida; Rosales; Cannabaceae
Product: probable protein phosphatase 2C 75
Exons: 5
Coding region: 158-1312 (384 amino acids)
Biological process (GO): protein dephosphorylation
Cellular component (GO): nucleus; cytosol
Molecular function (GO): cation binding; protein serine/threonine phosphatase activity
Source: RefSeq, a predicted model, not a curated record